AUGCUGCAUGGAUGCCCGUUACCCGGUCUUAUAUCUGCUAAACGCUCGGAGGAGCAGGACUUGCAUGAUGCCUACUUCGAAGUGUUCGACAAGUACAGAAGUGUCAGGGAUUUCUUGGUCGAUGAUAAAUGGCAGAAGGGCUCAGGAGUCUGGGGUAGAGAAAUUAAUGACGGAGUUAUGGUACUCUUUAUUGGAGAAGUCGCAGUUUCGGGCAGCUCUGAUGGCUACAAGGAUCCGACCUCCCGAGCGAUCGCGACCAUGCUUUUGCGAAACUUGCUUCGAUCCAAACAUAUUGCCUCAUCCGGCGCGCAAUACAUGUUUUCAUGGUCCUGGCCCAGCAACGCAGGGAAAAACUCCAGUCCCUGCACCCGACGAAUUAGUCUCCUCAGAUCUGUCGGUUUCCGUCGCGUAGGACGCACGGCCGUUUUCGCCUUCGCCACAUCUCCCACCCAUCCCUCACGCUACAUCUCCGCUCGAGACGAUAUUGACAACCCCCCUCCCCCUGACUGUCCGGUUGUAUCGAAAGAUGGUGUUCUUACCUAUGGCAGGCCCGACGAUCUCGAACCAAUAGGCGCGGAAUACGACUCUCGUUUCUUCCCUGUGCAUUAUUACCUUCAGACCGCUCUUGAAGAACAAAUACCUCUCAUCAUCCUCGGUUUUCAUCGUUCUAAGCCUUCCAUCAUUCACGAUAGAGACUAUCGCGGAUUCACACCCUUACUCGUGGCCGUUCAACAGCCUUCUGUCGCAGCAGUCAGAGUUCUGCUUUCUCUCGGCGCGAGUAGGGAUAUCGAUAGGAGGGACAACGUGGCGUUCAUGAGCGCCAGGGAGCUGUGCGGCCGCCUCUUGAAUAAGCGGAAGGAAAAGGAUGAUGCUGAGUUCGGGGUGUUUAGAGGAUUUGACGAGAAAUUCUUAAGGAUCAAGUGGUUGAUGAAGAAGGCAUUGGGGGAAGCCGUGGGCAUGGGUGGGGGAACGGAGGAGGAAUAUGUUAGGAAGAGGAGGUGGGGAUACCGUUGUUCCGUGAUCAUAGAUCGCAUCCCUCACAUUCCGGACGCUCUCUUGACGGCGCCUCGUAACCGCCAUACGCAGAGCGCCUCGGAAUCGUCCUUCAAGUUUACUCCUAUAAAGGAUCAAGACGUUGACCCAUCCCUCUGUUUUCUCCCCUCCCACAUUCGUACCCGUCUUACCCCUCCUCUAUAUAAAGGCUGGCGCGCCACAUUUUGGCUUAUCCACUCCUUCCUACGCCACACGCUUUUCCAAGACGCUCCGACCGUCUCGAACCUUCGUGAACAUCUGAAAACCAAACUCAAGACCGUUGGUACCAAGUCCAAGACUCGAGAAAAUUGUAAGCUCACGCCUGGUAUGAGUUUCACGGUCGGCGUAGAAGAACUCGAAGCAGUCGACUUUUAUCUCUCGAACGGCGGUCUCCUCGACUUUUCCAUCGACUACAUUUUUCAAAUAAGCAGCAUGUCGACCUACACGCUCAACACGACCCAUCCAUCUCUCAUCCCUCUCCGUCUCCACGACCGCACCUUGAACCUCGUCCGGCUCUUGGGCCUCAGUCUGUCGUUGGAAAGCCCGGACUCUGGGUUUGGUAGGAAGAUCAGGAAAUGCGCAUUGGAUGAGGAGCUGGAGAUGGCGAGGGAUUGGUGCUGUCCGGGGUAUUCGAAGGAGAUGUUGAAGUGGGGACCGCACGAGAUUGGGGUGGAAGAGAGGGCUAUGUUUAGAUUGGAGAGGUUUUCGGAUGAGAGUGGAGGUGGUGGCGUUGGCUCGUUAUAUAGUUCGGGUGGUGUGCAGAAUGAUAGAUAUGGGAACGGAGUGGAGGCAGAUGAAGUUCCAAAACAGAAGGAGGGGAUAAAGAAGAAUGAAAGUGGGAAGUAUGCAAAGAGAUUUGCGUUGGCAAUUGGGCGAGAAUGA
This is a messenger RNA of Stereum hirsutum FP-91666 SS1, 1914 nucleotides long. RefSeq lists its product as uncharacterized. The coding region runs from base 1 to 1914 and encodes 637 amino acids. The record is from RefSeq and is a predicted model, not a curated record. The transcript has 3 exons. Gene Ontology annotation, molecular function: protein binding. Lineage: Eukaryota; Fungi; Basidiomycota; Agaricomycetes; Russulales; Stereaceae.